Molecule: messenger RNA, 2668 nt
Organism: Chara braunii
Lineage: Eukaryota; Viridiplantae; Streptophyta; Charophyceae; Charales; Characeae
Source: the annotation of a GenBank genome assembly
AAUUGAAAAUUUGCAUGUCUCUGAGCACUCCAUCUACCACCCUCCCUCCUUCAGGGUGUUGGGAGGGCAGGUGACACAUCCUGCCUCUGCCCCUCGUCUCAUUAGGGUGUGCUGAGCAAGGUAGCGGGUAAUUUUUUUUGUCUGAUUGAUUAUUUUUCUCUCAUCGACCGCUCUUUGCAAUAAUCGUUGGUGUUGGCCCUUCGAAGGGAGAGAAGCUGAAAAUUUGGAAAGAGAGAGAGCUGGGAAGGGGUGUACGUCCGUGGUCAUCUCUCUCUCUCUCUCUCUCUCUCUCUCUCCCCUCUCUCUUCGUGGCGCUGCGUCCAGUUCCGGUGCUUGCCUCUCAGGUUGGCCACAGUCCAACGGCGGAUGGUUGAGAUGCGUGCAACGUGGUGGCUAAGAGGUUGUUGAAGGUGGUGAUGAUAGACGGGAUCGCAAUGAUUCUCGUGGAAGGAAGUGCAGCUGUGUAGCACGGACCGUUGUGGCGACGACACGUGGCCAUCAAGGAAAGGAAGGGAGGGCGUCAUAUAGACUUGCGCGGUGUCGGACGCUGUGGAUCUUGCCUGCUACAUCUUCUCUGGUCUUCCUUGAUUGGUUUCUCUCUGGAUCUGGAUCUUUCCUGGGGUACAAUUUGCGCGGACGGCGUUUGUGAGUAAUAGUUCGACAAGAGGAGGAGGAGGAGGAGGAGGAGGAGAAGAUAAAAAGGGGUGCAGCGAAGAUGGCCGUCGUUUACCUUGGGUGGUGGAAGGCCAUGCUGUAUAUGUCCCCUUAUGUCUUCUCGGCAAUUGGGAUCGCGCUUGCAGUGGGCGUCUCCGUUCUUGGCGCCGCAUGGGGGAUCUUUAUCACGGGAAGCAGUCUUGUUGGUGCUGCCAUCAAGGUUCCACGAAUCACGUCGAAGAAUUUGAUCAGCAUUAUCUUUUGUGAAGCUGUCGCCAUUUAUGGUGUCAUUGUGGCGAUCAUUUUGCAAACAAAGCUUGAGCCCUCUCCCAGGGGUCCUGAUGGAAGGUACACCCCUCAGGCAAUGAGGGCGGGAUACUCUCUUUUUGCGUCGGGCUUGAUUGUAGGCCUGGCCAACCUCGUUUGCGGGUUAUGCGUAGGAAUCGUCGGUAGCAGCUGUGCACUUUCAGAUGCGCAAAACUCCACGUUGUUUGUGAAGAUUCUUGUCAUUGAGAUCUUUGGCAGUGCACUUGGCCUUUUCGGGGUCAUUGUCGGAAUUAUCCUCUCGUCGCAAGCAGUAUUCAAGUGAGAGAGGGUGAAAAUGCCUGCAGGUGUGAGUUGGGGGAGAAAUCAGGAAAUCGGGAACAGUGGAAGGCUUGGAAAGCUGUGCCAGCUGCAUAAUUUUUUGUCCUCCCAUUCUAAAGGGCGGUUCAAGACGAGGCGCAUGCAUGGCCGGCCCCUCCUGAUCUCUGGCAGAAGGCUCGAAAACCCGUUCCAGGCACGUAAUUCAAUGCUCUUGGCUUGCGAUACCUAAGGCAGUAGCAAUCACAAAAGCUCAUUUAUAUGUUUGCUGGUUGCUGGCAGGCUAUCAGAAAUCUACAAUAGCAGGAAUGAAGAAAAUUUUGUACCGUGUAGUAGAACUAUCACGUUGCGUCCAGUGACAGAGUGAGUGUGUUCACGUUCCCAAUACUGCUCACUCGGGAUUUCAUUACCUUUCAAUUCGAUGUCUUCAUUUCGGGAUAUCCUCUGUCUAUCGAAGUGACUAUGCGGAUCAGAUAAUGUCUUGAAAGGAUGCACAAUGUGGCUACUUCUCUCUUGUCAUGUGAUCUAUCUCUCGUAGUAUGGUAGCCUGUGCUUCGUUGUGCGCGUAGCGAGUAGAGAGGGCAUCCUGCGCUAUGUGUUUUGCAUGUAGCGAGUAGAGAGGACAGCCUGCAUUAUUUGUAAUAUUUGCAUAUAUGAAUAGGUUGUAGCAUUUGUCACAAUCGGAUAUGUUUUUCAAAUCCGUUGAAUGAGAGUAAGCGGAAGUAUAGUGAUGCCUGUUAAGCCACCGGUACUUUCCCGAGCGUCUCUGCAACGCGGAAGUGCUUGUGCCAUGUCUUCCGGCCGGAUGUCCCAGCAUGCCAUUUUGCGCCGAAUUCAUCCGGAGGCAGAAACGGUCUCGCGAAACUGCAGACUGGUACAUCCGGCCAGAUGCUGGGUGGGCACUGCGGCGUCGCAGGACAAUGGUCGGGAGGAAAGUACUGGUUGUUUAAGUGAACCAAGCCUGCCUGAGUACGUUUAAAUGUGGCAGAAUGUGGCAGUUGCAAGGUUGGUUAUGAUGGAUGUUGCAAAGGAGUCUAGCGAACGUGUUGAAAGUCUGGAGGAUGUGCUGAGAGAGAGAGACACUGCAGAUGCAGAGUAGUGAUUGGUGCGCAGAGAAAGCGGAAGAACCACUGUUACGUCUUUUUUUGUAGGUGAUGACAUGCGGGAGGGCUUCAGAAGAACAGCGAGAAUGUGAAAGAAUGUGUUAUGCCUGUGUAGUUUAUGACAUGUGGGUGAACCCGUUAUGACAUGGUACAGCUAUGAAACACUCUCUUGAUAUAAAAGAAGUGUUUGAGGAAAUGCGCUUUGUGUUUGAGGAAAUGCGCUUUCUUUGAAACUCUUUCCCUAUUUACCGCAGCAGAGGACUUUUUCUGGGCUUUUGUUAUCCGCAAUGUGGCUGAGGAAUUAAUCUAAAUGAAUGUGCUACCCUCAA